Molecule: messenger RNA, 1007 nt
Organism: Sabethes cyaneus
Lineage: Eukaryota; Metazoa; Arthropoda; Insecta; Diptera; Culicidae
Exons: 5
Coding region: 304-807 (167 amino acids)
Source: RefSeq, a predicted model, not a curated record
GUUUCAUCAUUUGGAUCUGUGCUAUAUGUGAGUGCAUACGGCAUUCAAGUGUGAGCCACUUCAAUUGAACGUGUAUGGCUCAUGACAGUGCCAUACUGUCAUCAUUAUCAAAUAUGGCGAAAAGUGAUUAAGUAAGUUUGUUGUGCGCGGAACGAAAAUUAGACGCGGCCGAUUAAAAUGUCCAGCUAUUAUUUUAUUUUAUGCAAGGCUACGUCACUGGAAAAUGCAGUUCGUUUAAGGCGUGACCAAUACUUUCUCGCUCAGCGCACAGGAAAUAUUGUUUCAAUGCAAUGAGGACAGUUGAUGGAACAAACAUCGAAAGUCUGGACAAUUUUCAUAAACUUUCUCUGUACACAUCUAGGACAAGGAAUAGCGCACGCUUGCCAAUUAUCACCAAAAUCAGUGAGCAAAUUAAAUUUGUUUUCAUCGAACAGCUUACAAGAAUCCGGCGGAGGUGCAUCCACUCUGUCCAAAAUCAAUUUAGCGUCCUGUCCGCAUCCUGGCCUCGUGACAGUGAAAGAUGACCACGACAGUGACGACUUCGAUGAUAUCAAACACGCUGCAUCUUCAAUUGUCGACGGUGGUGUGGAACUGGAACCGAACGACAGGCCGAUACUGCUGGAUGUGCUUAGAAAGCGAACAUUUUCAGUCGAAGUACAUUCUCUUCAACGAACGCUACUAAGCUACAAAGAAAACAAAGACUGCUGCCAAAUUUACGCCAACGACGACUGCUACUCGUUAUUAAGUAGCAAUCGUGAUCUGAUCAAGGAUGCCGUUUCGCUUGGCCAUUGCCUCUGGAUAAAAUGAUUGAGCAUAUUUACUUAGCAUCGACAACAUUGGGAAGGUUCUUAUUACAUUUUAAUAUUAUGUACCGUGCAAGCACCAUAUUCAAAACAGUGCCUAAUUCUGAACAGUUUCAUUAUUCAUAAAUAUUAACAAAAUUCUAGUUAUUUAAACAAAUUAAUCACUACAUCUGAUGAUUUCAUAUUACUAAAAUGGUUUAAAUA